Molecule: messenger RNA, 4525 nt
Organism: Prosopis cineraria
Lineage: Eukaryota; Viridiplantae; Streptophyta; Magnoliopsida; Fabales; Fabaceae
Exons: 9
Coding region: 245-991 (248 amino acids)
Source: RefSeq, a predicted model, not a curated record
UAAAGGCCGCAGAUGAUGGCACCUGGCAGUUAUUUCUUGUUUUGCCGUUACCUUUCGUUGAUGAGGAUGUGCUUCGUGUCCACAGACAGAUGAACUGAGAGGGAGAAUGGUAGGCCACGCUGCAACUUCAUGGUGGCAUUUCGGCAGCCUGAGAUCAACUUUAUCAGCUAUUCACUGAUCAACAUAUUUCGAUCCUCGUUCUGAGUCUCUUCCGCCAGACAGUAAUACGAUUGUAAUCAAAAUCAUGAUAUAUGCGAGGACGUUUGGUCGUGGACAAGGCUGGUUCACAUCUUUAUCCUCCUCAUCCAUCCCUACAUUUAGCCCUCGGAGGAAAAUAGAGAUCAAGGUGAGCGAAGUGACUUCCUCUGAUUCAAAUGCAAAGAAAGCAAAUUUAUAUGCCGCAAAAAAGGAAAGAGUGAAGCUUCCAACGUAUAGCGGUGGUCUGCAAGGGCCAGGGUACCACUUUAGUGACUUUAUAAGGCACCCCAGUGGAAUUGAAGCAAUGUUGAACACAAGGGCCUUGGAAUCUUGUGAAUGUCUUGACGCUAACACUUACAGGUGCGCUUUGCCUAAACUUCAACUUCUGAAAUUUGAAGCUGUUCCUUUGCUGGAUCUGCGGGUAACGCCAACAAAUAAAGAUUGUGUUGUGGAGAUGCUAUCUUGUAAGUUUGAGGGUUCAGAAGUUGUGGAGCGACAAAACGACCACUUCUCAGCAUUCAUGAUAAAUCACAUGACAUGGGGGGUGGAUGAUGCUGAAUCAUUUCUAGAAGUUGAUGUUAAGUUGAAUAUCACUCUUGAGGUCGUCCUUAUCCUGAUGAAAGAUAUACUAAUUUACACGCGUCCAUUUACCAUGUUGCCUAAAGCAGCUGUUGAGCGUCCUGGAACUCUAAUGAUGCAAGCAUUGGUGGACCAGCUCGUGCCAUUGCUAAUUCAGCAGCUGCUACAAGAUUAUGAAGAAUGGGUUCAAGAGCAAAUGAAAAAUAUCCCAUAAAUGAGGGUCCUGAUCCCAUGAUAAACUGGGCAAGUCACCACAGAUCCACAAUCACCAAAAGGUACAAUUCUAUCACUUGACUACAAAAACGUCACAUUCGGCUUCGCCGUAGGUCCAUCUCAUUCACCUCCUGCUUUGAUACUUGUUCCUCCUCAUUGAUCAACUCAUUAGCCCAAAAAACAGAGAAUAUCACAUUUAUCAACCUGGAUUGAAUACCCAAGUAAAAUUGAAAUGUGCUUGUAACGCCAAAGAAAGAAAUGUCCCUGAAUGAAUAUGAUUGUUGAAUACACUUUAUAAAAUGUCUCCUCGGAACCAACGAGGUUGGUUUUGGCCAAAAAGAAAAAAGAACCAACGAGGUUGAUCACCGAUUUUUUUCAACACUUAAAUCUGUAUUUAUCAGUAGCUGAUUUCGAUAUUUUCUUCUCAUACUUGGAAUUGCCAAACAAAACCUACCGGAAACAAAUGUAACACGUCCAAAGUCGGAGUGUCUUAUUGCUGAAUCAGCCAAGAUAGUUUUGGAUAUUUAAGAAAGACAUCCUUUUUUGGAUAUUUAGGAAAGGCAUCCUUGAGUCAAGACAUUAGACACUUGUAUAUAUGAUUUGGGCUCUGGUGAGAUUAGCAAUAGCUGUUUCCAAUAUGAGCCCACACAUUUUCCGGGGCUAAGGGUCUGCAAUGACGUCCAAGUCCUCCAUGAAGAGUUGCCGGUAAAUGGUCUAGUUGGUAAUGAUGUGAUUCAUAAUCUUUGAAUCAAAUUCUAUUCUCAAUAUGAGGAUUGUGUUGGAGGGCAAUUUGUAAAUUCUUUUGUAGAUGUUUAUUAAGUCUAGAGACAUGCCUGGUAAGCUCUCGAAAUUUUACUUACCUAAUUUUUUUAUAUAUAUAAAAAAAGGCCUACUUAAAUAGUUGAAGCUUGGUUUGGUGAUCGGUACUCUGGUUUGGUGAAAUAAAUAAAAAAUAAGAGAAUUUAAGUAUAAAAAAUAGAUUUUGUUUAAUGUAAUAACUACUUUAUUUUUUAUUAUUUUUAUAUUUUUCAAAAAGUUAUCAGGUCGUUUUUCACCUUGACUUUAUUUUCUUUUUAUUUUUAUAUCCAACUUUCUAUUAUUCUAAACUAAAAGCAGUACUCAUACUUGUCAAGUUUAUUUUUUAUCGAACAAAUGUUAUAGGAAGUAAAACAUGUAAAAGAUACGACAAAACUUCCAAUUGCGGUCAAAUCAUUAAUAUCAACAUUAUUAAUAUACUUAUAGAUUUAAAGGAGCACCAUGUCCAAAGCCUAAACGGUAUGUUUUUUUUUUUUUUUUGGAAUUCCAAAUAGGUGCACAAGGAUACAAGAAAGAAAUAAAAUUAAAAAUAAGUGAAAAAAAGGUUAUGUAUACUUCAGAUUAUCUCUUUGAUGGAAAAACAAAUAUAUAUAUAUAUAUAUAUAUACCUACCUUGUAAAUAUCCGUUGCAUAGCAUAGUGACAAAGAAUCACAUCACAAAACGUGUUUUCUCCCCUUCCUUAUUUUUUUUUAUAUCUAUCCAAUUCCAUCUACAUAUAUUUGCUAGAUGCGAGAAAUAUAAAUCAAUAAUUCUUUUUUUAACUUUGCUGCUUCUUUUUAUAAAAAGUCAAAUUUAUUAAACAAGGAAACGAUUAAAGUAAUAAAAAGGCCCAAGCGGAAUUUACUUUGCCUGGGCUGAAUUUGGAAAUCCUGGCCGGGCCCAUAUUGCCCUUGACCACAGGAUUAAGACCCGUUUACCCAGAAGCUCUACGCUGAAACCGGCAGAUCCGGAGUUGCUCCUACUUGUAGCCUAACACUCUUAACAGACACGGCAAAUCGAAGUCAGUGGAAACCCUAACAGUAACCCUGCAUUUCUGUGUUUUCGCCGCACCUCACUUCUCUGUGAGGGAGGUGAUUCUUGAACUCGAGCUUCAGCAUGUAACCUCAAUUUGAUUUCGUUUUUUGACGUUGCUCUUUUUAUGUUGUCAUUAAUUAAUGGCAACUGAAAACAGUUGGCGAAAAUGACGCUCGAAGAGUGGUGUGUCUCGGAGUGAGUUCAAUGAUGUCAGAUACACCUUCUUGAUUUCAAUGUCUCCUAUUGGAGCUUCGAUCUCGUUGUUGUUCCUUGUGUUCGUCUUUAUAUUUUCAUACGCUUUCUCCUCUCUCUUUUUUUAAUUUUUUUUUGGACCAUUUUUUAACAGGAAAUGGUAGUUUGAUGAACAUGAAAAUUGUGAUCUGUCGUACAAUAUGUUAGUCGUGCUUGGAAAUGAGCGGAAGAUUGUAGUGUUUAGUAAUUUCACUAACUUGUAAAUCGAUGUGGAUGCUAUGUGUUACAGCAGGAGUUAUGUUUGUAUUUUUGAAGGUGGCCAAUUAGCCAUUCACACGGCAGCUUUGGAGUUGCCUUUCUGUGUGUGAAUGGUCAGUAAGCUCACCUAGAACAAGUCUUGUUUGAUUGACCAUUACAGUGAAGCUGCUCCUCUGUGAGCCUGUAAGAUUUCAUUGAUUGCGUCUGUCAAACUACAUACCCCAAGUUCCUGAAUCCUGACGCAUGUAACAAGUUAGCACUUCCUAGUUUUGCCUGUCUUUGUUUGUUUUGUAUCAAUUAAUGUGUAGCAGUGUUUGACAAUGUGCUAGCAAAAUUGCCGUUGUGAUGGCUGUUUAACCGCAUUAGACUGCAAUUGUGGUCUGCAAUGACUACAAUUAUGGGCAAUUACCCACAAUCAGGAUACAGCUGUUACAAAUCAUGCUUGGUAGCUCGUUAGCUAGUCACAUAUUACCUCAACUUGUGUGAUUGGCAGUUAAGCUACCUUGAUUGACCAGUUGCUGCUUGCUGGCAACUAACGGUGAAGCAGAGAUUGGGGAUUCUUGCCCCUGCUACCACCAACUAUAUAGGCUGUACAUUUUGUUUAAGACCAACUAAUAGAAAAAAGUCAUCAUAAUAAAUUGGAUACCAAUGUUUAACAAGAAAAUUUAAGAAGUCGAGCAUUUUUCACAUGACAAUGUUAUUGAAAAUCUUGGUGAAAAUUUUAGGUGAGAGGAGUAUUUUUUUAGGAUGAAGUGAGGAAAGAUUAUACAUUCGUCCUGCCAUAUUUUAAAGAGUAUGGGGAUUAUGUAGCCUGCCUGUAGUGCAUUAGAUGUUUUCUCUUCACUAUUAUGGUGGCCAAUGAGCCAGUCUUGCAGCAGUGGCUAGGUGCUGCCAUUAUACAUUGGUUAGUUAGAUUACCUAAAGCAGUGGUUCGAUGUUUCCAUAUACAGUCCAAUGUUGCAACUUGUGAAAUAUGUUACUAUGCCUGUUUUUACAGUACAAACACAUGAACAGGGGUGAAGUAGCCGACUGGUUGCGGGAAUUUAUGCAGAAGGGAUUGAAAGGAAAGCAUUGAAUUGCGUCGUAGUGGUAUGAAAGCUUUCUUGUAAAUAGAAAGUAUUGGGUUUGAUCGUGGCUUAUAACUCAAUGUCAUUAGCAUCUACCCCUCUAGGAUAUUGUUGAUGAUGCAUGGUUUUUGUGCUGUAGAAAUUAGAAGUUAUCUAUUCAACAUGUCAAUAGAAGCUCCAAAACUUA